Molecule: messenger RNA, 1680 nt
Organism: Hirsutella rhossiliensis
Lineage: Eukaryota; Fungi; Ascomycota; Sordariomycetes; Hypocreales; Ophiocordycipitaceae
Exons: 3
Coding region: 1-1680 (559 amino acids)
Biological process (GO): negative regulation of transcription by RNA polymerase II; mitochondria-nucleus signaling pathway; regulation of nitrogen utilization
Cellular component (GO): cytoplasm
Source: RefSeq, a predicted model, not a curated record
AUGCCUUACAGGUUAGACACGCACGUCUUGACCGUGGACGCCAACGUGAUCCACAAGGUCGACACUGCAAAUCCAGCCAACCUCUUUAGCAUGUGGACGGUCUUCUCACGCUGCGCCGACUCCGUUGAACAGGGCCGCAGACUUGAAAACCUGAGCUGGCGCCUUUGGCAAAGAGAGCAGCUCGUUGACAACGGAGGCAAACCCCUCCCAGCCACCGCUCCCGAAGCCGUCACCACCACCCAAGCCCUGCCCCAAAACUUCCUUGCCGAGACCAAGCUGCCCGAGGUCCCCGAGCUCUCUGGAAGCGUCGAGUCGCUCCAUGACGACGAGGCUGUCGAGUUCACCUCCGUAUCCGCGCCUCUCGAGAUCCGCCCCAGGAUACGAAGACUCGACUCGUCGACCAGCAGCCGAAGCAAGCGAGACCGCCACAUUAGCUCCGACGACUUCGAGAAGAUGAUUGUGUCGAUUGUCAAGGACAAGACACCGCUCUCUGCACCCACGCAAACCUCUAUCCCCAUGCCGCCGCACAAGAGCCUACCUCUCCCGUCGCCGUCCAAGAACUCGGACCACCAUUCGGAGGCUUCGCACCCUUCGCCGCUACCCCAGCAGGCCACCAAUGUCGUCCGAGGAUUCUCCCCUUCCCGGACCUCCAUCUUCUCCCAGUACCUCCAAGCCCCCGCGUCCGACGUCACCAUUCCCGAGCCCAGCUCUUCUCCCGCCCCUCGGCUUGUGCAGCCUAAGAAGCAGCCGGCCAAGUUUGCUCUCGGAGGAUCUUGCUCGCCAAGCGAGCAGGGCCAGAGCGUCGAGAACCUGAAGCCCAUCCCCGCCGUCGCCGGCAAGAAGCCAAUGUUUCAGAUCGGUGGUUCCUCCGAAGAAGAGGGCUCCCUCAAGAGUGCCUUUCUCUCCCCGCGACCCGCCUCUGGCCUAGGGGCGCCCAAGAAGCAGACGUCUUUUAGCAACCAUGUCGCGACUUACACCAUUGGCCAGAGCGACCCAGCCGUCGACUCCGACACCGAGUACGUCGAUGAGAGUGCCAUUGAUGAUGACGACGACUCAUCCGACUGGGAGGACUCGGUCGAGGACAGCGGCAAGUCGAGCGUCGACGACAAGUUUUUCCAGCGCGUUCCGUCCAAGGCCAACCUGACUUCGCGACCAUCGCUCAUCACCCUCAUGUUGGCGCAAAACGAGCGAGCCAAGAACCUGGGCAACCAUGCUUCGCAGUCGACGUCUGCCAUCCCCAGGUCGCGCGCAGGACCGAGUGCCCCGUCGCUGGGCGGCUCCCCCAACGACUCGGACGAGGCCCCCCUCAUGAUGAAGGGCACGCAUCACUCGACGUUGAAGCCCAUCAGCGAAAUCCCUCGAUCGACCGCUCAACCCAUUGCCGUCACGGUCAGCCGCGCCUCGGCUCAGGCUGCCCUCUCGCCGCGCACCACGCGCCGGAACAUGCUCGCCACGGAGUUGACCGAGUCCCUCCGACGCCAUCUCCUUUGGGAGCGCCAGCAAAAAUCGUCGACGGCCAACGCGGUCUUGAAACGGCGCCACACUUCGCAUGACGUGGCCAACUUGAAGCAAUUCCCGGAGAAGCCCUGCCUGAAGAAGGCUGAGGACGACGACGCCACCAGCUGGAACCAGUACUUCUCCAGGGAGGCGCUUCACGGAUACCAUUCCAAGGGCUGGUGA